This is a messenger RNA of Rubroshorea leprosula, 890 nucleotides long. The record is from the annotation of a GenBank genome assembly. NCBI's taxonomy places the organism in Eukaryota, Viridiplantae, Streptophyta, Magnoliopsida, Malvales, Dipterocarpaceae.
AUUAAGCACCUUUUGAUAGUUGAGUCAAUUAGCUCAAGCUCAAGGUCUCCCUUUCCUCUGGGUUUUGGUUGCUUCAAUGCCUAAAUUGCUUCUUAUAUACACAUUACUGGAGUGCUUCCAAUAGUUAUCCUUUUCUUUCUAUGGAGCUACAUUUUAUGCUCUUAACUAACAUUUUUCUUCUUUCUUUCAUUUUACUUAUUGCAGAUGCAUGGAUUUAUGCUCAUGAAGCAGUUGAAGAUGGGGAACUUGGUGAUGAUGCUGAUGAUGUUAAUUUUAAUGGUGAAGAUAGAUUCUAAUGGUGAAGCUAGUAGGAAAAGGGGGGUAGUUUUCGAUUUGUGGGGUGAAGACAAGUAUGAAGAUGCCAUCAAAUUUUCUUUCUAUGAACCUACCAAAAAUUGUUAUGGAAAGAAACUUCAAUUGACAGUAGAGAAGCAAAAAUAGUGAAAGAAUCCAUCAAUGCCUUCACCUCUUCCUCCUGAACCAGUUGCUUUCAACUAUGGUUGUGAUGCAAAUCAUGAUAUCCCUCUUGCUACAGUUACUAGACCCACUAAGGAAUUGCAGGGGAAAGAUAGGGAGAUUGGCCAUGGAAGUUGAAUUUAACCGACAGUAGGAGCACAGGAAGUGUAAGCAAAAUAGAGGCUUUAGCAAGAGGUAACUUGCAUUUGGUGUUAUGUUUUGUUGAUUACUCAUCAUAUCCAUGUCGUGGCUUGUUUCUGUUGCCUUUGAUGGUCUAUUAGCCUUUCAUUCAUGCCAUGACAGUCUAGAAUUUUUUAUUUUUUGUUUUGCAGAUUGGCCACCAUUUGCCUCAAUUGUUCAUAAUGAUAUAUUGAUUUAUCUAGAAAAGUUGAUCUACAUUGCCUUUUCAUCGUUCUUAGGUAUGCAAGUUUUUU